AAUACGUGGAUCGUUGUAGCAGGUAUACCUACUCUUUCGCAUGGUUAAACGCAGUGAAAACUCACCAAAAUAUCACAGUUGCACAAAGAAUGUCAAGUGCCACCCCGCUAAUCCGAAUGGGGUAGUCAGCUAAACAAAUUAAUAAAUACGAUCAACAAUAAAAAAAACAACAAAAAUGGAAUCUCCAACAUUUUUUCCAAAUCAGUGCAUCAUUUGUCAAUCGACAACGAAAUUAAGUAGAUGCUCAAGUUGUAAUAUGGUUCAAUAUUGCAACAAAAACCAUCAAAAGCAACAUUGGCCACAACAUAAAGCAUUUUGUAAAGCAAUUGCAAAAUUUUUAGAAACAAAAAAAAUUACUCACAUUUAUGAAAAAAUUUCAAAUAAAUCUUUUGAUUCUUGGGCAUGGGCAGCUGGUCUAAUAAUACAAGAAGUUGUACGAAAUUUAAAACGACUUCCAAUUUCAAUUGAAAGUGAUAUAUUAAAUUUUCCCCGUCUAUGUUUUGUUUGUCGUGAAGCUAAACAAGAAAAACUGCAAAAUUGUCCAAAUUGUCCAUUGGCAAGUUUUUGUGAUCAACAUCCCAACAGUGAAAUACACGAAAGACAUUGUUACAUAAUGAAAAAUAAUUCUGAAAUUAUUCUACGAAAAGCAAAUACAAAUCCGUAUAUUUUAAAAAAUCAAAUGAAAGCAUUGGCAAAAGGUACAAAAAUUUUAAAACCUAAUGACGAAUCACCAACAUCGAUUAGACAAUUUUACGAUAACUACACAAAGCCAAACUGUGAAAUUUCAGAAAUUCAAAAAAUUUUCCUCUCUGAAUUCUUUAGCAUCUCGUUGACAAUGUUUCACAAUUUACAAAUGAUUUAUUUCGACAAUUUUCCACCUGAAAUUGUUAUUCAUCUUGACAUUGUUGGUGCAAUGACGUUAAUAAUUAUUGAUGAUUAUUGGGAAAUUCUAUUACAUUUAAUACCAGAUGUAAAAAUUAUAAAAAUAAUUCAUAUCGAGGGUGAGAUAAAUCACAUGAGUGAACCAUCACUUUGUAAGGAUUGUAAAUUAAAGAAAAAAAAAUUAUUUAUUGAAGCUAAUUCCAUGCCGUAUGAGAGAUAUUUAACUCAAUCAAGUUAUCAAAAACCAUCAUUAAUUGCUUAUUUAAAUAUAAAUCCACCGGGUUAUGAAAAUAUAGUUGCACGAAAUGAUUGGCUUAAAACGAUCGAGCGAUUCCGUAAAGUCACGUCUCCAAUGCUUUUUGCUCCAAUUAACGAAGAAAAAUUGACAAUCGUUGAAAAAGAUUUCUUAAAUUCUUCAAUUAAAUUUAACAUUAUUUAUAGUGGAUUUAAUCAUUUUUCACCAUUGGUUCAUAGGGAGAUAUAUGGUGACGGUUCAGUAAAUCGAAAUUAUCAAUUUUUAAUUCUUCUUCAACAAACUGACGUCAAAUCUAAUUUUGAAUCACCCAAUUCAAAAAUAAAUCGUCCCCGUUCAUGUUUUUAUUCACAAAUUUGUCACGUUUGCCGAAAAUUUGAAGCAAAAAUAAUUUGCAAUCGAUGUCGAAUUAUUUCCUAUUGCAACAAUAAACAUCGUGAUCAAGAUCAAAUUCAUCACAAGGACAUUUGUCGAGUAAUUUUAAUGUUGAUGAAAGAAAUGAACACAGCGAAUCUUUUUGAUAAUGCAAAAACAUCAGAUUCAGAAUUAUGGCUACGUGCAAAAAUUGAUAUAAUGAAAAAAGUGAAAACAAAACUUGGUAGAAAAUUGGAGGAGUAUGAAAAGCAAAUGUUUCUAUUUCCCAAGGCAUGUGCAAUUUGCCACGACAGCGAUUCGAGUUUAUUGAAAAAUUGUGAAUGUGGGGUCAGUCUCUGCAAAAUUCACAAUAAAGAUCCAAAUCACAAAAAAUUGUGUAAAGAAUUAUCGAUUGCCUAUAAAAUGUCUACAACUGAAACGGAGCCAAAUUUAAAUUUUAUGAUACGAAUAAAUGUUGUUAAAGGUUCUAUUGAUGAAUAUCCAUCGUCAAUGCUUGAGUUUAUAAAUUCUUUUUCUGAACCAUCAGUAACCGAUUAUCAAAAUCAUGAAGAGAUCAAUUAUCAACAUUUAGCGACAUCCAAUUUCAUAACUGAUAUGUUAACAUUAAGAUACUUUAUAAAAAAAAUUAAUCCACUUUUUACGACGUCGACGACUACAUUGGUGAUUCAUAUUAUUGUCGUAAACAAAAAUGAACUUACGUCAGAAAAUUCUUGGAAACAAUUUUUAUACUCAUUUCAACAACUAAAAAAUUUAGAAAUUGUUUUCAUUGGACCAGAAGUACCAAAUUGUCCAGAUAGAAUAGUCAACACAUCCGAAUUAAAUACAAUUGAAAAAAGAAGAUUAAAAAUCGAUUAUUGCAGCACAACAUAUGAUAAAUAUUUCAGAAAUAAAAAAUUCAUCAAACCGCAAAUAAUCUUAGGAUGUAAUCUUAAUAUUCAUGAGAGUAAAUUAUUCGAAAUUUUAGAAAAUACUUGGAAGGAGACAAUUUUAACGGUGGAAAAAGUUGGUGUUCCAUUUAUUUUAACAUCGGGUACAAAAGAACGUGCCGAAAUGGAGCAUAAAAUAAUUUGCGAUCUUCUUGGAAAAUCUGUGAAUUUUCAAUUUUUCGAAGAAAAUCCAUACUCAUCAUUAACACCGGAAAGAGAUUUUGAAACAGAAGGUGUCAUGUAUGCAAAUAAAUUUGUAAUUGCUUACGAUGGAAAAUAUCAAUAUUCCUCAAAUUUGACAAAUGAGAACAAAAUUAAAAUUAAUGAGAAUUCGCAAUUGACAACAAAUAUUACAAUAACAGAAGAAAAUAAUUCAAAGGCAAAAGAAAUUAUUAAUAAAACUAAUGAAAUAAAAGUUUGUGAAAAUUUAAGUAAUGAAAAUAAAAAUGAAACACCAGAUUUAUUAUUAUUACAGCAGCGUAAUAAAUUUCUUAUCGAUGAAAAUGAAAAAUUAAAAGAACAACUAAUUUCAGCGAAUACUCAAAUUGCAGAACAAAAAAAUCAAAUUUUAAAUUUAAAGAAAAUUUUCACCAAUUUUGUUGAAAAUAAUCAAGUUUUACAAUUGGAAAAAAUUUAUAACGAUUUUGUUGAAAAAUUCCAAGAAAAUAUUAAUGUUAACAUAUUGCGAUCGAUAAUCAAAAAUAAAAUGGAUGAUUCAAAUUAUUUUCCAAACGAAUGUAUCGUUUGUCAAUCGACAAAAAAAUUAAGUAGAUGCUCAAGUUGUAAUAUGGUUCAAUAUUGUGGUGAAAGUCAUCAAUUACAACAUUGGCCACAGCAUAAAUCAUUUUGCAAAGCAAUUUCAAAUGUUAUGAAAAAACAUAAUAUUACACAUAUUUUUGAAGAAUUUACAAAUAUAAUUUAUCCAUUAUGGUCAACGGCAACUAUUCCAAUUGUUACAGAAGUAAUAAAAGCAUUAAAACGAAUUCCAAAUUCAAUUGAAACAAAUAUAUUAAAAUUUCCCCGUGUAUGUUUCAUUUGUCGUGAAGCUAAACAAGAAAAAUUGAAAAAUUGUCCAAAUUGUCCAUUUGCAAGUUUUUGCGAACAACAUAAAAAUAAUAAAAAACAUGAGAAAUAUUGUCAAAUAAUGCAAAAUCGUUCUGAUAAUAUUUUAAAGAAUACAAAAUUUCGAUCAAAUAGUUUUCAAAAUAAAAUGAUAUCAAUAGCAAGUGGUACAAAAUUUUUAAAAACAAACGACAAAACACCAACAUCGAUUAGACAAUUUUUCAAUAACUAUACAAUACCAGAAUGUAAAAUUUCAGAAAAUGAAAAAAUCUUCUUCUCUGAAUUCUUUAGCAUCUCAUUGACAAUGUUUAAAUUUUUACAAAUGAUUUAUUAUGAUAAUUAUCCAACAGAAUUAAUUAUUCAUAUUGACAGUAAUGGACAGGAUGUGUUAACAAUGAUUGGUAAUUAUUGGGAAACUUUAUUACAUUUACUAUUAAAUGUCAAAAUUUUAAAAAUAAUUUUCAUUGGCGAAGAAGAAACUAAAAUGCAACAAGAAAUUCUUUGCAAUAAUUGUAAAACAAUGGGAAAAAAAUUAUUCAUUGAAACUUAUUCAAUAACAUACGAAAUGUAUUUGACACAAUCAAAUUAUGAAAAACCAUCUGUAAUUGCUAAUUUAAAUAUAUAUCCUUUGGAAAGAGAACAAAAAUCAACACGUGAAGAUUGGUUAAAUACCAUUGAGAGAUUUAGUAAAAUUUCAUGUCCAAUUAUUUUCUCAACAUUUAACGAAGAUAUGUUUGUAAUUGUUGAAAAUGAUAUUUUAAAUUAUUCCAAUAAUAAUAAAUUUAAAAUUAUUUACAAUGGAUUUAAUAAUUUUUCAUCUUUAAUGUAUAGUCAUUUACUUGGUGACGGCACACUACAUGCAAAUUCACAAUUUUUAAUUGUUCUUCAAGGAAAUUUAGAAAAUAAUUCCGAAUUAAAAAUAAAUCGUCCACGUUUGUCCUUUUAUCAACAAAUUUGUCAUGUUUGCCGAAAAUUGGAAGCAAAAAUAAUUUGCAAUCGAUGUCGAAUUAUUUCCUAUUGCAACAAUAAACAUCGUGAUCAAGAUCAAAUUCAUCACAAGGAUAUUUGUCGAGCAAUUUUAAUUUUAAUGAAAGAAAUGAAUACAGCGAAUCUUUUUGAUAAUGCAAAAACAUUGGAUUUGAAUUUAUGGCUACUUGCAAAAAUUGAUAUAAUGAAAAAAGUGAAAACAAAACUUGCCAGAGAAAUGAAGGAUUAUGAGAAAGAAAUGUUUCUAUUUCCCAAGGCAUGUGCAAUUUGUCAUAAUAGUGAUUCGAGUUUAUUAAGAAGCUGCGAAUGUGGGACAUUUCUCUGCAAAAUUCACUAUAAAGAUGAAAAUCACAAAAAAUUGUGUAAAGAAUUAGCGAUUGCUUAUAAAAUGUCAACAACUGAAAAUAAACAAAUUUCAACAUUGGUAAUGAAUUCAUCUAAAGAUCUCUAUGAGAAAUUACCAUCGACAAUGUUUGAAUUUCUAAAUUCGAAUAUUCUAUUAUCAAAAAUAUGUAAAAAUCAAAGAGAUAAUUAUCAAAACCUGGCGACAUCUAAUUUGCUAUCUGCUGCGCUAACUUUAAGAAAUAUUAUAAAUAAAUUCGAUUCAUUUCUUACAAUGCAAACAAUGAUAAUUCAUAUUAUUGGCGCAAAUAGAAAAGAAAUUCAAGAAGUAAAUUCGUGGAAAAUAUUUUUAUACUCAUUGCGAGAAUUAAAAAAUUUAGAAAUUUGUUUCAUUCGACCAGAAAUUGAAAAUUUUUCAGAAAAAAUUAUAAAUACUUCUGAUUUUGAAACAAUUACAAUAAAAAGAUUAAAAAUCCAAUACGUCAAUAAAACAUAUGAUAAAUAUUUUACAUGUAAAAAAUUUAUAAAACCGCAAAUAAUCUUAGGAUGUAAUCUCAAUAUUCAUGAGAGUAAAUUAUUCGAAAUUUCGGAAAAUACUUGGAAGGAGACAAUUUUAACGGUGGAAAAAGUUGGUGUUCCAUUUAUUUUAACAUCGGGUACAAAAGAACGUGCUGAAAUGGAGCAUAAAAUAAUUUGCGAUCUUCUUGGAAAAUCUGUGAAUUUUCAAUUUUUCGAAGAAAAUCCAUACUCAUCAUUAACACCGGAAAGAGAUUUUGAAACAGAAGGAGUCAUGUAUGCAAAUAAAUUUGUAAUUGCUUACGAUGGAAAAUAUCAAAAUUCCUCAAAUUUGACAAAUGAGAACAAAAUUAAAAUUAAUGAGAAUUCACAAUUGACAACAAAUAUUACAAUAACAGAAGAAAAUAAUUCAAAGGCAAAAGAAAUUAUCAAUAAAACUAAAGAAAUAAAAGUUUGUAAAAAUUUAAGCAAUGAAAAUAAAAAUGAAACUUCAGAUUUAUUAUUAUUACAGCAGCGUAAUAAAUUUCUUAUCGAUGAAAAUGAAAAAUUAAAAGAACAACUAAUUUCAGCGAAUACUCAAAUUACAGAACAAAACAAUCAAAUUUUGAAUUUAAAGAAAAUUUUCACCAAUUUUAUUGAAAAUAAUCCAAUUUCAGAAUUGGAAAAAUUGUAUACCAAUUUCAUUGAUAAAUUUGAAAAGAAUAUUAAUUCAAUUUGUAAGAAUUAAAUUUUAAAUUUCAAAUUUUUUUUAACAUUUGUGUGUUUAAAAUUACUAAUAUUUCGAGAAGUUUUAAAAACGAUUUUAA
Molecule: messenger RNA, 6149 nt
Organism: Leptopilina boulardi
Lineage: Eukaryota; Metazoa; Arthropoda; Insecta; Hymenoptera; Figitidae
Exons: 5
Coding region: 176-6070 (1964 amino acids)
Cellular component (GO): extrinsic component of mitochondrial inner membrane
Source: RefSeq, a predicted model, not a curated record